AUGGAAACAUAUCUAAAGUUCUUUGUUUAUUAUUAUUUGUUUCCUCUACUUGGAAUCGCGCUUGUGCUUCGACCAAGCUGGUUGUUCAAGAAAUGGAGGCAACAAUGGUUCACAUGUUUGUGCCUUUCUUUCUACUACUCGGCUAUAAUUUCCUUUUUCCUUCAUUUGAAAUUGAUAUCAAUCGUACCUCGAAAAAUACUAUUUACGAUUGCUCAGGUGCCAGUGGAAGAAUAUUUUAGUCAGUUUGGACACUUAUUAAUUACUUCGUCUGUCUACGUUUUUAUAAAACGGAAGAAUUAUUAUACUCCACAAAAAUAUGUUUCCACUACACGGCUUGUUUACUUGACUAUUGGAUUGGCAUGUACUGCUGUAUGUGCUUCCGCAUAUAAUCCUUUAAUUCUGCCUUGGGGAAGUAUUGUAUUUUUCCUGUGCUCUUUACUUGGUUUCCUUCUUUGUUUCCGUAUUACCGCGCCCAAGUUUGCUGCACUCAAAUGCAUAACCUUAUGUUCAAUUUAUGCUGUGUUUGUGCAGAUGCAAAAAUCAAAGUCCGUACUUAUAUCCUCCCCUUUUCUGAAAUCCAACUACUUUCCUCUGGCUAGCUUUUCAUUGAAUUUGCUUCAAGGGUUGUGUAGCGUUACUGCGUUUGAAAUUUCUGAUAUCUUGAAGCAAAAUGAUGAAGAGAAACUUGUUAUAAAUUCCCGCCAUGCUUUAUUUGAAAGUACAAAAAACAUUUGUCAAGAAUUUUCUCUCGAUUAUGAAUACGCUGCUUCUAUUCAUUUGGAGCCCUUUCUACAACUGCGAUUGUCUUUUUUAUGCUCUUGGCUAUUGAAAUUCCUACAUGGGAAAUCAGUAAAGGAAAAUAUCAGCAUAUAUGUUAGGGAGACGAAUCCGAAAGCAAUAGACAAUGAUCUAAAGAAUUCCCAUAUAUCACCUGAAACAGAAGCGAAGUUAAUGAAAGGAGUAACUUCUAUGAAAAGUUUUGACCAUAAAAACGCUUCAUCUUUUUUUGCAAGGGGAAUUCUCGAUUCUCUUCUUGAAUGGUCGAAAGCAGACAUUACAGAAGAUGACAGAAAACACUUAUAUUCCAUUGCCCACCAAUGUGCGCUUCUACGUUCAUCUCCUUCUCAAACGUCUCAAGAAACACUUUCUUCUUCUUCUAAAGUAAGCACUGUAGAUGCUUUAACACCGGAGGUGAAAGAAGCCCUGUUUUAUUACAUUUUCUCUCUGCCAUCAAGUGUUCGCCGGCAUCAGAAUAUAAGAUUUUUAAAGGAUAUUAUUUUCCAACGAUUUUCUGUAUCCUAUUACUUCCAUGCUUACUGUCCAUCUAAGUCGACUUGUCUUCUGAUAGUUGGUUUCAUCAUACGGGUUAUUCUUAUCAAUUAUGGAAAUUGGCAUGAUAGUAAAUCUACACUCAAAUACACCGAUGUUGACUAUUUUGUCUUCACUGAUGCAGCAAGGUAUGUUUCUCUGGGUGAGUCACCUUAUAUGCGGGAUACAUAUCGAUAUACUCCUCUUUUGGCUAUUAUCUUGUUGCCAACUCAAUAUGGGUUUCCAUCUUGGGGAAAGUAUAUGUUUUCCCUUUGUGACAUACUGGCUGGUUGGAUUAUUAUUAAAAUUCUGAAUCGUAAACUGUCUUUAGGUAAAUCACUGCUAUAUGUUUCCUUUUGGAUACUAAAUCCACUUGUCGCUGUAAUUAGUACAAGAGGAAACUGUGAAGCAAUUUUAGGAGUCUUAAGUGUUGCACUCAUCUUACUCUUAGAACGAAAACGUGUGUGGUUAGCAGGGUUCUUACUUGGCUUUUCGGUACAUUUUAAAAUUUAUCCAUUUAUUUAUGGAAUCGCAUUUUUAUUUUACUAUGCAAACCCAUGGAAGCAAGGACCACUGUUGAAAAGAGUUGCCGGUUCUUUUUCUGUCAACCAGUUCAAGGUAUUAAUUGGGUCCCUUUUAGCCUUCACUUUGUGUAAUCUUUUCAUGUAUAUCAUUUAUGGAAGGCCUUUUCUAGAGCACACAUAUAUAUAUCAUCUUGGACGAACAGAUCAUAGGCAUAACUUUUCAGCUCAUCAUUUGAGUCUUUAUUUUGAGUCAGCCUCUAAGCAGAAACUCUCUUCAUUCCUUGCAUUUUUUCCACAAAUUUUACUUUGUGUUUUGAUUGCUGCUGUAUAUUCCAAACAAACUCUUGCUGGUACACUUUUCGCACAGACAUUUGCUUUUGUAACAUUCAACAAAGUUUGCACGAGUCAAUAUUUCCUCUGGUAUCUAAUAUUUCUGCCCUUAAUUUUGCCAAAUUCAAAACUUAUCAGCAAAAAAGGGUUGGUUUGCCUAAUUCUGUGGAUAGCUAGUCAGGCGAUGUGGCUUUUAAAUGCGUAUCGUCUAGAAAUGCUUGGAAACUCUGUAUUUAUUGAAUUAUGGCUAUCUGGUUUAUUCUUUUUCGCAGCGAAUGUUUACAUCCUGAAAACGAUACUAGAAUGUUUAUAA
Messenger RNA from Schizosaccharomyces osmophilus, 2475 nucleotides. It is a transcript of the gene gpi14, whose product is annotated as pig-M, glycosylphosphatidylinositol-mannosyltransferase I complex subunit pig-M. The transcript has 2 exons. The record is from RefSeq and is a predicted model, not a curated record. NCBI's taxonomy places the organism in Eukaryota, Fungi, Ascomycota, Schizosaccharomycetes, Schizosaccharomycetales, Schizosaccharomycetaceae. Bases 1 to 2475 code for a protein of 824 amino acids. Gene Ontology annotation, biological process: GPI anchor biosynthetic process. Gene Ontology annotation, molecular function: alpha-1,4-mannosyltransferase activity; GPI mannosyltransferase activity. Gene Ontology annotation, cellular component: membrane; glycosylphosphatidylinositol-mannosyltransferase I complex.